CUCGACAAAAGGGAAAGCUUUGGAGGUUCCUUCAUUCCUGAAUCUGAAGACUGAAAUCAAUUCCAUUUUGGGGGAUUGAACUCCCAGCAAACUUGAACGAGCACCUCCGAAAUGCCCAGCGAGUUUCUCCAAAGCUGAGUUCCUCCAAACCCAAAGAAGCGCAUUGGCAUUUCUUCAUUCCAAGAGUCACAGAUUCCAAUCUAUUCUAUUUUUUUGUUAAUUUCCAGCUGGAACAAUUGGGUGCCUCCGAAAUGCCAAACGGUAUCCACAGUUGAGUCCCUCCAAACCAAAGGAAGAGCUUUGGCACUUCCUUCUUCUAGGAUUUGCAGAUUCCAGUUGUGGCAUCAGCUACAGAUUUUGGAUAGCAACUUCCAGCAAAUUGGGCAUCUCUGAAAUGCCAAACUGUCACCACAGCUGACUCUCUCCCAAAACAAAGAAGAGGCUUGGCAUUGCUUUCUUUUAGGGUUCACCGAUUCCAACUACAGAUUUUUGGGAACGACUUCCAGCAAACGAGAACAGGAAGGUGCCUCUGAAAUGCCAAGCGGCAGCCACCACUGAGUCCUUUCCAACUCAAAGGAUUCAAGAGCUUCCAAUCGUGGCAUUGGCGCAACUUCCAGCAAACGAGCAGACAUCUCCAAGAGGCCAAGCAGUGGCCACCGAGCUUCCCAACAUAAGGAAUAGCCUUGGCUUUGGUUCUUCUUCUAAAGUUGCCAGAGGUGGGCUGAAAGAGCCCACCUCUCCAAAAUCCGGGAAAAUAUUUUGCCCGGGGAUGGCCAACUUUGUGCGGCUGGUGGUGUCGGAGGCAGAGCGGAUGGUGUCGCGGCUCUUCAAGAGUGAAGAAGGUGGCGAGGAAGAGGAGGAAGAGGAAGGCCGGAGGGAGGAAGAAGAGGACGAAGUUCCCCGUGCCUUUUUGACAGCGCCGCGGACAGAGAAGCUGUUAGAACAUGGAGAAGUUGCGGGAUUAAGCUACGGCAUGGGCUCCAUGCAGGGUUGGCGUGCCCAGAUGGAGGAUGCCCACACGCUCCGACCUCAGUUGCCCGAUCCGCUCACCAACUGGGCUUUCUUUGCCGUCUAUGAUGGACACGCGGGAAACACUGUGGCCGAGUUCUGCGCCAAACACUUGCUGGAACACGUCCUGGCCACUGAGGCCUUGCCAAAACAAGGAGAGGAGGAAGACCCCGAGAUGGUGAAGGACGCCAUCCGCGAAGCCUUUUUAGCCAUUGACCGGCGCAUGCAAGGACUCUCACAAGAUGAAGCAUGGGAGCAUGCCGGUUCCACUGCCGUCGCAGUGUUGAUCUCACCCAAACAUUUCUAUUUCAUCAAUUUGGGUGACUCCAGGGCUCUCCUGUGCCGUUCGGCUGCCGUAGCCUUCUACACAGAUGACCACAAGCCCAGCAAACCAAGAGAGAGAGAGCGCAUUGAAAAUGCUGGUGGCACCGUGAUGCUGCAGAGGGUGAAUGGCUCUUUGGCCGUCUCCAGGGCCUUGGGCGACUUUGACUACAAGGCUGUGGCUUGGUGCAGCGCCGUCCAGCAAUUGGUCUCCCCGGAGCCCGAAGUGGAGCAUUUAGACCGCUGUCCGGACGAGGACGAGUUCCUGGUCUUAGCUUGUGAUGGGGUCUGGGACACCUUCGACAACACUGGGCUGUGCGCCUUUGUGCGCUCCCGACUCCGGGUCAUUGGCAAGCCGCAUGAUGUGUGUGAAUGCGUGUUGGAUGCCUGCCUUUACAAGGGAAGCCGCGACAACAUGACUUGCAUUGUGAUCUGUUUCCCAGCUGCCCCGGGCGUCUCCCAGGAGGCUUUGCAACAGGAGCUUGAGUUGGACGCUCACCUGGAGAAGCGGGUGGCAGAGCUUUAUGAUCAACUGCAGCAGCAGGAGGAGGGGGGUCCCAGCCUGGUGGGGGUCUUCCGCUGCCUGGCCGCUGAAGCCAACCCAGGCCUUCCUCCCGGAGGAGGUUUGGCAAGCAAGAGAGCUGUGAUCAUGGAUGCCUAUGAGUGCUUGAAACAGAGCCGCGAAGAGGAGCAACAGCCGCCGGCUCCCAGUGCGAACGCCGACUCGAAUUGAGCCAUCGCGCGCCAGUCGGAGAAGUCAAGGAAAAGCCUCCUAUCUGGGAAAAGGUCCCAGAAGUGGGAAUUUGCCAGGAAAUCGAUCAAGGUGGAAGAUUUGGGGCAACGUUUGGCCCGUCCUCACGUUCCUUCGGAGGUCAAAACUCUGUGUUUAUGCAAUUGCAUUUCCUUCUUUAUUGUCUGCCACCACUGCACCAAAUGUAAACAAAAUCCCCUUGGAAACAUCCCUGAGGAUAAUAAUAAAAAAAUCUUUUUUGUGUCUUAA
Molecule: messenger RNA, 2329 nt
Organism: Anolis sagrei ordinatus
Lineage: Eukaryota; Metazoa; Chordata; Lepidosauria; Squamata; Anolidae
Source: RefSeq, a predicted model, not a curated record